Gryllus bimaculatus (two-spotted cricket) is the source of this 981-nucleotide messenger RNA. NCBI's taxonomy places the organism in Eukaryota, Metazoa, Arthropoda, Insecta, Orthoptera, Gryllidae. The record is from the annotation of a GenBank genome assembly.
GUGAAGAUCCUGCUGGAGACGCGCGAGGCGGGCGUGGACGGCGAGGCGACGCGGCGCCUGGUGGAGGCGGUGGCGGCGGCGGCGGACGCGGAUGCGCACGCGCCCUCGCUGCCCGACGCGCCCGCCCUGCGGCGCCACUUCGACGCGCUGCUGCAGGCGCUCGCGCGCGCCGGCCCCGACGCCAAGUCCCUCUUCCAGGCGCAGUGCGUGGUGUUCGACGUGGUGCACCGCGCCCUCGCCUUCGCCUUCCCGGACCUGGACGUGCAGGACGUGGUGCAGCUGCUGGAGCCCGCGGCCGUCAUCAUGGCGGUGCUGGACAAGGUGCCCUCCGACAAGGACACGACGCAGCUCUUCGAGGACGUGAUCGAGGAGCUCACCGAGAAGAACAAGACGGAGCUGUUCUCGGAGGGCGUGCAAGCCGAGCUGCCCGAGGUCAUCAUGCGGCUGGAGCAGGUGGAGAACAAGAGCAGCGACGCCAAGAACACGUUCGCCGACCUCGUGGACGCCAUCAAGGGCAAGAAGCUCUUCAAGUCGGACGCCGUGUGCGUGCUGAAGCUCCUGGAAGACGCCUGCCGCUACUCGAUAAGCGUGCACUACCCCGAGCUGAUCAUGUGCGACGACGAGGAAGUGAAGAACGCGGAGACUUACAUCUUAGGCUUCCUCAAGUUCGUGGAGCAGAAGGAGUGCGUGCCGCUGUUCGAGGAGCUGUGCACCGUGCUGGAGGCGUGGGAGACGAAGACGAGCGACCCGCCGGAGGUGGCCGAGAUGCUCAGCCAGAUCGUGGCGAAGCUGCGCAGCCUGCCGCGCGAGUCGGCGCGCAAGAAGAAGAACAUGAGCUACGUGUUCAAGCUGAUCCACUCGAAGGCGCCCACCAAGGAGGCGGCGCUGCGCGUGCUCUGCGUGCUCAAGUUCUGCCUCAAGGCCGCCAUCCGCGCCGUGGUGCCCGGCGUGGCGCUGGAGGACGAGGAGAUAUCUAAUUGA